Molecule: messenger RNA, 2589 nt
Organism: Tyto alba (common barn owl)
Lineage: Eukaryota; Metazoa; Chordata; Aves; Strigiformes; Tytonidae
Gene: THUMPD3
Product: THUMP domain containing 3
Exons: 9
Coding region: 92-1591 (499 amino acids)
Biological process (GO): tRNA methylation
Molecular function (GO): tRNA (guanine) methyltransferase activity; RNA binding
Source: RefSeq, a predicted model, not a curated record
GCGGGAAGCGGAAGCGGAAGCGGCGGCGCGUGGUGCCGGUUGGGCGGCGGAAGGGCCCGUCCCGGCGGCCACCGGCGCUCGGCCGCGCGGUAUGGCGGAAGCGGCGGCGGGGCGGGGCCCAGCGCCGGCCGAGGAGGGCGCGGAGCUGGCGGCCGUCAUCGGCGCCACCGUGCCCACCGGGUUCGAGCUGACGGCGGCCGAGGAGGUGCAGGAGAAGCUGGGCUCGGCCUCCAGGAUCAGCAAGGACCGCGGCAAGAUCUACUUCGAGGUCCCGGCGCGGGGCCUGCCGCAGGUCCACCGCCUGAGGUCAGUGGAUAACUUGUUUGUCGUUGUCCAGGAGUUCAAAGACUAUCAAUUUAAAGAAAACAAGGAAGAUGCUCUAAAGGAUUUGGAAGAUUUGGUUAAACAACUGCCUUGGACCAAUCCGUUGAAAGUUUGGGAGCUAAACAACAGCUUAAAAAAGAAAAAGACAAAGCGCAAAAAACAUAAUCUGCCGAGUACUGCAAGCAAAGAGAAGCUGAAUGAUGAUGGAGAACAGGAAGGAACAGAUCAAAAGGAUGCUGGUAAACAGGAGGACUGUGCCCAAAGCGCUGCCGGCCUACAACCCGCGAGCAGCCAGGAGACAGAAAAGGCAGAAGGAGUGGCAUCCCGAAACGGGGAGGAGGAGGAGGAGGAGAACGAACAGUCAGAGGCUAAAGACGAGUUGCAGGCGGGUUCUGGGGGCGCGCCCGAGGCUGGCGAGGGUAAGACAGGCGAAGGAGAGGUGAAGGUGCUGAAGUUCCGUGUUACCUGCAAUAGAGCCGGGGACAAGCACAGCUUCACGUCGAACGAGGCCGCAAGAGACUUCGGGGGAGCUGUGCAGGAGCACUUCCAGUGGAAAGCUGACAUGACUAACUUUGAUGUAGAGGUUCUUCUGAAUAUUCACAAUAAUGAAGUAGUUGUGGGUAUUGCAUUAACUGAAGAGAGUCUUCACAGAAGAAAUAUUACACAUUUUGGACCCACAACUCUUCGUUCAACUCUGGCUUAUGGCAUGCUUAGACUCUGUGAUCCACAGCCAACGGAUAUCAUAGUUGAUCCCAUGUGUGGCACAGGUGCAAUACCAAUAGAGGGAGCUACAGAAUGGCCUAGCUGCUACCAUAUUGCUGGUGAUAACAACCCACAAGCUGUAAAGAGAGCAGCAAACAACAUCUGCUCUUUACUAAAGAAAAAUGAGAAUAAGGAAAGCAGCACUUCCCUGGGUAUACCCUUAGACAUCAUUCAGUGGGAUAUCUGCAACCUCCCUUUGCGGACUGGUUCUGUGGACAUUAUUGUGACAGACAUGCCGUUUGGAAAGAGGAUAGGGUCAAAGAAGAAGAACUGGGACCUCUACCCGGCCUGCCUGAUGGAGAUGGGCCGGAUCUGCACACCGGGGACAGGCAGGGCUGUGCUGCUUACACAGGACAAGAAAUGCUUUGCCAAGGCCUUGUCACGAAUGGGACACAUCUGGCGCAAAGGUCAGACUGUAUGGGUGAACGUGGGGGGACUUCAUGCCGCAGUGUAUCUUCUGAAACGCACCUGGGAGAGAGCAGAAGAAAAAAGAUCAUUCUGGUAGCCUGCAUGGAAGAAAACAAGAGACACCUCCAGAAUUUGCUGAAUAGCAGUUGGGUAAAGCAGACACUGAAGAGCAUGGGUGUCUCAGUUCCUGAGGAAGAAAACCCAAACAACUUAUGUAGAAAUUGUGUAACGCAAAUAUUAAACCAGGGAUCAACUUGAGAGCUACCCGUUAUACUAACUGUUCUGAAGCUUUGUUAUUCAAAUGACCUCUUUCGUCCACGCCACCCAAACUGAAAUACAGUAGUGGAAUUAGUAAUGCUUUCCUUUGCAUUUUCCAUUGUAUUUUUCAGUUAAGUGGUUAUUUCCUCUGCUUAUAGUAGAAAACAUGUUGAGGCAGCUUUGGAGGUAACAGUUAAUUUACUUCCCAAACUGUAGAAAUUGUAUAUCUAUCUUUCAAAUAACUAACAGGACUACUAAGACUGUGAUCUUGAAGGGUUUAGAGGUAGUAUCUCUUUAAUGUAGGGUUUUCCCAAACUGAAGUUUUCUAACUUAUACCAUUGCCCAAAUGUAAACUAAGAUAGUAAACCAGUGGUUGUUUUUUAUGGUCUGCUAAGCAAACGCCAGUUAGUGAACAGUAUGCUGAUGCUACUGUUUUCCUUACCUGUUACCUCAACUUAGUGCUAGUUAUUAGUAAAUAUCUAACCCAUGUUUUAAUGUACCACUGCCAUGGGUGAGGGGGGUAAUACACACAGCCGUAGCAAACCGGCUGUAGUUACUACUUGAGAAUAGAGAUACUUUUGGCAAUUACAUUCAAAACUUCAUGUUUUCAGUGUCUGCUGUAAACACAUCAAGGUGACAAUAAAUUUAUUAGGUGAUUUAACUGCCAUAGUUACACCACAAUAUUUACAAAAAAUAUAUUACCUGUUGAAUAACUUGGUUUCAAAUACUUUUUUCUUCCGUGAAUGUACUGUGAUUUCUCAAGCCUCUUUUUGCUCAUCAGAAGCUGAAAACACUAGUUACCAGUUUGCCAUUUUCAUUAAAGUGUAUUCAUGCUAA